Molecule: messenger RNA, 1933 nt
Organism: Cryptomeria japonica (Japanese cedar)
Lineage: Eukaryota; Viridiplantae; Streptophyta; Pinopsida; Cupressales; Cupressaceae
Product: G2/mitotic-specific cyclin S13-7
Exons: 12
Coding region: 173-1525 (450 amino acids)
Biological process (GO): regulation of cyclin-dependent protein serine/threonine kinase activity; mitotic cell cycle phase transition
Cellular component (GO): nucleus; centrosome; cyclin-dependent protein kinase holoenzyme complex
Molecular function (GO): cyclin-dependent protein serine/threonine kinase regulator activity
Source: RefSeq, a predicted model, not a curated record
CUAAUUAUAACGGCUCUUUCGAUUAUAAAAUAUAGUCAUUCUGUAUCACCCUCUUACCAUUUCGUUGUGGCACCACUGAACCUGUCAUUGAGCUUCAUUGGAUAUAUUGAAUUAGCGGCGGCCUGAGAAGCCAAUUUAUCUUCUUAAAUUAAGACUGGUGGAAUUCAGUAAAAUGGCAAAUCGACCAAACCCAGACAAAGAAAUUGAUGACCAGAAGGUCUCACAAGCAGAAGCCCGUAACCAGAAGGCCUCACAAGCAACAAAUAGGGCAGUUCUGGCAGAUAUUGGGAAUACUGUGGUAGAUAAUAAUACCAGACUGAAUAUCGCCAACAAAGGAGUCAAUGGGAGAACUGUUCAAGGCCGUCGCCCCAUAACAAGGAGCUAUGGAGCUCAAUUGCUUGCAAAUGCAAGGUCUGCUGCAACUAAUAGAAUCACUGCAGCUGAUAAGAAUACUAAGGCAGAGGUCAUGAAUAAAGUAGGGAAGAUUAAAAAGGGUAGUGAUCUUCCUGGGACAAGGGUAGCCACAAAGGAGAAUACAAAAGAUAAAGUGUUGGCUGCUAAACAGCCAACUAGGGUACAAGCAACUAGCAAACACAAUGUCCGAGCUGCAGUAGCACGAAAAAGGAGGCCUCCAACUCUAACUGCAACUCUCGUAGCUCGAAGUAAAGCCUUUUGUACCACAAUGGAUGGCGAACGGACUGAGACAGAGAGCCUCUUGCCAAACAUUGAUGAAGGAGACCUUGGGAAUCAGUUUGCAGUGGUUGAGUAUGUGGAGGAUAUUUACAACUUCUAUCGCAAAAUUGAGAGCAAGAGUUGUGUAUCAAACUAUAUGCCCUCGCAAACAGAUAUUAAUGGGAGGAUGAGAGGAGUUACCAUUGACUGGCUGAUUGAGGUACAUAGGAAAUUUGAGUUGAUGCCAGAAACAUUAUAUCUUACCGCAAAUGUAUUUGAUAGAUAUCUUUCCAUUGAAUUUGUAUCAAAGAGAAAUUUACAGUUAGUGGGUAUCACCGCAAUGCUUGUAGCUUCCAAGUAUGAAGAAGUUUUGCCCCCAGAGAUGGAUGAUUUUUUCUACAUAGCAGAAGAACAAUAUACAAAACAGGAGAUACUGACUAUGGAAAAGACAAUGCUCAAUAAGCUCAAAUUCCAUCUCACAGUCCCCACUCCAUAUGUAUUUGCAAUUAGGUUUCUAAAGGCAGCUGGUUCUGACGAAGAGAUGGAAAAUGUGGUGUUCUUCUUCUUAGAAUUGACCUUGCUCCGGUAUGUGAUGAUCAAGUUUAGACCAUCAAUGCUUGCAGCUGCAGCGGUAUUUACUGCUCAGUGUACCUUGAAGAAGGAACCAGUCUGGAAUGAAACACUUAAACGGUAUACAGGCUAUGCUGUAGCAGAUCUCAAAGAAUGUGCUAGAUUGAUUGUUAUAUUUCACCAGAGUUCAGCACGAAGCGAAUUUGAGACGGUUUACAAGAAGUACUCUUCACCGCAGUUUGGCAGUGUGGCCCUUAAGAGUCCUGCCCAGCUUCCUGCAUAGACAAAUAAUCACUACAUAUAGAGGGGCUAUUAAAUGUUGUGACUCCGAAACCAGUGAUUGUUAUGUUGACCACAGAAGAUGAUCUCCAUUAAUCCAUUUUAUGAAUAACAACAGUGUAUGUUUUGUUUCGAUUCAUUAUUAUUUGCUGCUGCCAUCAUAAACAUUUUCAGGGUGGAGAAACAGAGUGAUGGAUUUGAUACCUUCCAUGACAUGCGUGCCACAGUAUCCUGCCUUUAGAAUUAUGGCAUGGCCUUUUUCAAUUGCAACACUUUAAUAGGUUAUACAUUAACUUUACUCGAAUGAUUUGUCUGCUUGUACAUGCAUUGAACUAAUGAGCUUGGUUGAGCAAUUCUUUGUGCUCAUUCAAAUAAUGAAACUGAUUUUCUCCCUAAUUUUCCAUGGUUGUGU